AUGUGGUCAUUUGGCUGCAUCAUACUGGAGUUUCUCAUCUGGCUCAUCUAUGGCCCUGACCAGCUCAAUCGAUUCAACAGUGAUCUAGGUAGCACGGAACAUACCCGAUUCUAUCUGAUCAAGCCCGCCCCUGGCGGGGGAAGAAUGGCUACAGUGCAUGGUAUUGUUGAAAGUUGGAUGGAUCAAAUGGCCAAGGAUACAAUAUGUCGUCCCAGAACAACUGCCCUCGGCAAUUUGCUUGAUCUAGUGAGAACACGACUCCUCGUGGUAAAGUUAUCAGAGCGACUGGGGACAUUAACGGGCCUACCUGAAGCUGGGAGCCCGCUGGGAAGAGCCGACAGCCACAGACCCAUGCCUUCAGGCUCUGAACUACCCUCUGAAGUGGCUGUGUCUCCAUCGCAUCCCGGUAUUCCUACGAUUGUAGAACCCACACAGAAACUCGAUAACGACUACUUCAAGUCAGCCUUGCACCCGGUAGUAUCGUCUAAUUUGGAGCGUGCCAGUGCUGAUACAGUGAUGAACUUCAUGCUGAUCAAUUCAGGUGAUGAUGAAACGGAUGCAUACUGGUGCUUGCGCCAGCCUGAUCAGCCCGCAGGCCCUGAUGUUUGUGGUGUCCUCCAGAGAAUCCGAAGUGUUCCUGCUCAAAGCAUCCUCAUCGAACGAGUGAAUUUCUACUUUGUUAUCCAUCCAAAGCCUGGAAUCGCUUCACAAUACCAGUGA
This is a messenger RNA of Pestalotiopsis fici W106-1, 720 nucleotides long. RefSeq lists its product as uncharacterized. Lineage: Eukaryota; Fungi; Ascomycota; Sordariomycetes; Amphisphaeriales; Sporocadaceae. Bases 1 to 720 code for a protein of 239 amino acids. The transcript has a single exon. The record is from RefSeq and is a predicted model, not a curated record.